AUGGGGUUUAUCAAACAAUCAUGUCAUUAUAUUUGUUUGGACUCUGGUGAAAUAUUAAAACAAAUUGAUGUUGAGGAAGUUUACUUAAAGACGUCUCUCUUGGCAAAAAGGUUUACUCGUCUUUUUAAGUCAAGAUUGCGAAUCUUAUCUUAUCAAACUAUCAGUUCACAUGAUCAUUGUUCUAGACUAGAAUGA
This is a messenger RNA of Clunio marinus, 195 nucleotides long. Lineage: Eukaryota; Metazoa; Arthropoda; Insecta; Diptera; Chironomidae. The record is from the annotation of a GenBank genome assembly.